ACGGUCAAAGGGCCUUUAAGAUCAACAACUGUCUCACACUUUCUCAUCUGUCAUUUGCGGAGCCCCUCUGCAUCUGUGAACCCAGUUGGAGUUCCAGUCUGAUACCUGUCAGGAAAUAUGCUUGAGAAGAAGAUAUUGGAGAAUGGGUUUGUUGAAAGAGAUAAAGAGGAUUCUGAUUCUUCAUUUGACAAGGUUGACCCUGGGAAGCCUACGUCAUUGACCUGGAAACGAAAAUUAAAUAGCAAGGGAAAUGAUCCUUUGCCAUUCACUCUAAGUUUAAAAGAGAUCAUUCAGAUGGCUCCAAUAGGUGUUCGCCUUUGGCGUCAUCUACGAGAGGAAGCUGCCAAUGGAAGAGAAGCUUUCAUUAAUCCAUUUGUUAAGCGCCUUCUAACAUCUAGUCAUGGUGUCCCACUUGGUGGUAUUGGGGCAGGAAGCAUUGGAAGAAGUUAUAGUGGUGAAUUUCAGCGCUGGCAACUGUUCCCCGGAAAAUUUGAAGAGAAACCUGUUUUAGCAGAUCAAUUUUCUGUAUUUGUUUCCCGCACCAAUGGUGAAAAAUACUCUACUGUGCUCUGCCCGAGGAGACCGGAGGUUCUCAAAGAGAGUGAAGUUUCAGGGAUUGGAUCUUGGGACUGGAAUCUGAACGGGGAUAAUUCUACAUAUCAUGCUCUUUUUCCACGGGCUUGGUCUGUUUAUGAGGGUGAACCUGACCCUGCUCUCAAAAUAGUUUGUCGUCAAAUUUCACCUUUUAUUCCCCAUAACUACAAGGAGAGCAGCUUCCCCGUCUCAGUUUUUACUUUCACACUAUAUAAUUCUGGAAAGACUGCAGCGGAUGUCACACUGCUUUUCACAUGGGCAAAUUCUGUUGGAGGGCUUUCUGAAUUUUCUGGUCAUCACUUCAAUUCAAGAGCAGUGAUAAAGGACGGCGUGCAUGGCGUACUUCUACAUCAUAAGACUGCAAAUGGUCUACCUCCGGUGACAUUUGCAAUAGCAGCAGAGGAGACUGAUGGUAUCCAUGUGUCAGAGUGCCCUUGCUUUGUGAUAUCUGGUGACUCCAAGGAUAUCACAGCUGAGGACAUGUGGAAGGAGAUAAAAGAGCAUGGAUCCUUUGACCGUCUUAAUUCCACAGAAACGUCAUCAGAUUCAGAACCCGGGUCAUCUAUUGGGGCAGCCAUUGCUGCGUCUGUGACAGUUCCACCAGAUGGAGUACGUACUGUAACAUUUUCAUUGGCAUGGGAUUGCCCAGAAGUAAAAUUCAUGGGUGGGAAGACAUAUCACAGGCGUUACACUAAAUUCUAUGGCACUCACGGGGAUGCUGUUGCAAAUAUUGCUCAUGAUGCUAUUCUUGAGCAUCACCAUUGGGAGUCCCAGAUCGAAUCAUGGCAAAGACCAGUUCUUGAUGACAAGAGACUUCCUGAAUGGUACCCCAUCACCCUGUUCAAUGAGCUCUAUUAUCUUAAUUCCGGGGGCACAGUUUGGACGGAUGGCUCACCUCCCGUGCAUAGUUUAACAAGCAUUGGAGGAAGGAAGUUUUCUCUUGAUAGGUCCUCAUUAGGUUUGAAAAGCAUCAUUGAUGUACCCCUUCAAAAUGACACUGCUAUUGACAUUCUUGGAAGGAUGACAUCAAUACUUGAGCAAGUUCACACGCCCAUAGCAUCAAACUCUGCAUUUGGAACAAAUCUGCUUCAGGAGGGAGAAGAAAACAUUGGUCAAUUUCUAUAUUUGGAAGGAAUUGAAUAUCAGAUGUGGAACACUUACGAUGUCCAUUUCUACUCAUCUUUUGCACUAGUCAUGCUAUUUCCAAAACUUCAACUCAGCAUCCAAAGAGACUUUGCAGCAGCAGUAAUGAUGCAUGACCCCAGUAAGAUGAGACUUCUUCAUGAUGGAAAAUGGGUCCAAAGAAAGGUUCUUGGAGCUGUUCCUCAUGAUAUCGGCCUCCAUGACCCCUGGUUUGAAGUAAAUGCUUACAACCUGUAUAACACAGAUAGGUGGAAAGACUUGAAUCCCAAGUUUGUUCUCCAAGUUUACAGGGAUGUGGUUGCUACUGGUGAUAAGAAGUUUGCACAAGCCGUUUGGCCCUCUGUUUAUGUUGCAAUGGCUUAUAUGGAACAAUUUGAUAAGGAUGGCGAUGGAAUGAUUGAGAAUGAUGGCUUCCCUGAUCAGACUUAUGAUACAUGGUCCGUAUCUGGUGUGAGUGCAUAUAGUGGUGGGUUGUGGUUAGCUGCAUUGCAGGCUGCAUCAGCCAUGGCACGAGAAGUAGGCGACAAGGGUUCGGAGGAUUAUUUUUGGGGCAAGUUUCAGAAGGCAAAAGUUGUGUAUGAGAAAUUAUGGAAUGGAUCUUACUUUAAUUAUGACAACAGUGGUCAAAGUUCAAGUUCAUCAAUUCAAGCUGAUCAAUUGGCCGGACAAUGGUAUGCCAGGGCUUGUGGUCUUUUACCAAUUGUUGAUGAAGACAAGGCACGAAGUGCACUGGAAAAGGUUUAUACUUACAAUGUCCUAAAAUUUAAGGAUGGGAGACAAGGGGCUGUUAACGGGAUGCUACCUGAUGGAAAGGUUGACAUGUCGUCAAUGCAGUCGAGAGAAAUAUGGUCCGGAGUCACAUAUGCUGUUGCUGCAACGAUGAUCCAUGAAGAUAUGAUUGAUAUGGCAUUUCAUACUGCAGGUGGAGUCUACGAAGCUGCGUGGUCCAAAGAGGGUCUUGGAUACGCUUUUCAGACACCUGAAGCUUGGACCACCAGUGGCGAAUUCAGAUCUUUAGCUUACAUGCGCCCUCUGGCCAUUUGGUCGAUGCACUGGGCAUUAUCAAAGCCGGCACUGUUCAAGCAGGAGACGAAAUUAGAAGCGGAUGAAGGUUCUUUGCAUAGGCACAAGGUUGGAUUUGCAAAAGUUGCUCAGCUUUUAAAGUUGCCGCAAGAGGAAGAAUCAAGAAGUAUUUUACAGGCUGUCUUUGAUUAUACUUGCAAGAGGUUGUGGAUAUGAGUGAAAUUUCUGCCAGUAUUAUAGCACAUCUUGAAUCUUGAUUGUUGUUAUAAAUUCAUGUAUAUGCUAUGUAUAGUGAUGUUGUGUCAUUCAGUAACAAGAAAGCAAAUAGGCUUCUGUUAUAUACAGUAUACUAUUGGAUUUGAAAUCUUUUUGGGAUUACUCAUGUCCUAUGAAGGCACCGUGCUGCUAGAUGUGCUAUACAAAAAAAGAUGAGUUCGGAAAAUUUGUGGUCUCUUUUACAUUAAAAACAAAACUUAUUGUA
Messenger RNA from Prunus dulcis (almond), 3241 nucleotides. Its product is annotated as non-lysosomal glucosylceramidase. Gene Ontology annotation, molecular function: beta-glucosidase activity; glucosylceramidase activity. Gene Ontology annotation, cellular component: membrane. The record is from RefSeq and is a predicted model, not a curated record. Lineage: Eukaryota; Viridiplantae; Streptophyta; Magnoliopsida; Rosales; Rosaceae. Gene Ontology annotation, biological process: carbohydrate metabolic process; glucosylceramide catabolic process. Bases 118 to 2976 code for a protein of 952 amino acids. The transcript is spliced from 20 exons.